AUGAAGGAAGAAUUGCCUGACUCUAUUGCUACACUUGCUAGCGACGAUGCAGCUGUUAGAGAGACGGAGCCGCAAGAAGGGGGCACUCGCGCAUGGCUCACUGUGGUCGGCUCUGCGCUAGUCUAUUUCGCUUCAUUUGGCUUCAUGAAUAGCUUUGGGUUUUUUCAAGACUUCUAUCAAGCUAAUUACCUGUCCAACUAUCCUCCCUCUACCAUGGCUUUUAUUGGCACGCUCCAGAUCUCCCUGAUGUACGUCAUGGGUUCAGUUGCCGGCUCACUUUUUGACUCGUACGGGUUAAAGUGGUUGUAUCCGGUCGGAGCUCUAGGCUGUUACGGCUCCCUUAUCGGCCUUUCCUUUUCGCAAAAAGGGGCUAUAUGGCAACAAUUCCUCUCGCAGGGUGUCCUCUUUGGUUUGACGGUGGGCUUUGGUGUUCAACCCGCCCUCGCCGUCGCAGGCCAGCACUUCAAGCAGCGACGUGCUCUAGCCAUGGGGAUGGUUGCUGCGAUUCGAAGCUCUGUGGCUAGCUUAGGUCUGUACGUCCCGUACUACUACAUCGAGUCCUACACGACCCUCUACCACCCCUCGGCCCCCAUCCACAGCUAUCUGUUGCCACUAAUUAAUAGUGCCAGUUUUUUUGGCCGCAUCGUCGGCGGCUUCUUAGCCGACAGGGUAGGCCUGCUUAACCUGCUGUAUCCGAUGACAUUCAUUUCGGGCGUCUUUUGUUUAGCCAUAUGGUUGCCAGCCGACAAUGUCGCCACCAUCGUCGCCUUUGUAUGUCUCUAUGGGUUCUCUUCGGGCAUCUUUAUUAGCGUUACACCCGCCGCGGUUGCGCAGAUCUCGCCUAACGACCGGAUCGGCGCCCGGAUCGGUGCAUUUUUCACGCUCGCGGCCGUUGCCACGCUCAUUGGUACGCCGAUUGCCGGGGCCCUUGUAGACGAGAAUGUGGAUAAUGGGUAUAGGAAUGUAAUCCUCUUUGCUGGCCUUACACUCAGCAUCGGCAGCGUUUUCAUUCUUUGUUCUCGAAUUAUAUGUGAGAAGGACCUACGGAGGAAGUGGUAG
Messenger RNA from Pyrenophora tritici-repentis Pt-1C-BFP, 1059 nucleotides. Its product is annotated as AraJ, Arabinose efflux permease. Gene Ontology annotation, molecular function: transmembrane transporter activity. Gene Ontology annotation, biological process: transmembrane transport. NCBI's taxonomy places the organism in Eukaryota, Fungi, Ascomycota, Dothideomycetes, Pleosporales, Pleosporaceae. The record is from RefSeq and is a predicted model, not a curated record. Gene Ontology annotation, cellular component: membrane.